Cydia strobilella is the source of this 6755-nucleotide messenger RNA. RefSeq names its product SLIT-ROBO Rho GTPase-activating protein 3-like. Gene Ontology annotation, biological process: negative regulation of cell migration; signal transduction. Lineage: Eukaryota; Metazoa; Arthropoda; Insecta; Lepidoptera; Tortricidae. The record is from RefSeq and is a predicted model, not a curated record. Gene Ontology annotation, cellular component: cytoplasm. The coding region runs from base 267 to 3152 and encodes 961 amino acids. The transcript is spliced from 19 exons.
AUUGUCGUUGGUUCGUCGGUCGGCGUUCGUGCACUUUCGUUUCGAAUAUUGUUUUGUUUGGUUUACGCCGGCGGGCGCGUGAAUUUUGAUAGUAAAUUACGCGCCGUUAUUUAUAUUUUCGUUCGCCUGCUGCGCGCAUAGCUUUACCAUUCGUAACCGCGAAGAGAUACUUUACAUGUGGAAUACGUUCGGUGUAUUUAUUUUUUCUGGAGUCUGUGAGGCUAGUGUUCGUUUGUCGGUGAUGGUGGUCGGUUAGUGCUCCUACGAUGUCGGAAGCGACGACGCCGACGGGCGAGGCGCCCGUGCUGGAGCUGGACGACCGGGACGCGGAGCCCCGGACCCCGAUGAAGCGGCUCGGCUCCACGAGGAAGCUGGCUGCAUUCAACAAUAUUCGCGUACAACUGACAGAACAGACGCGAAUACUAGAAGCACGGGCCGAAGCGGCAGCGGGCGUCGCAGCAGAACUACACGACUAUUGCCGGAGACGGGCAGAACUAGAGGCAGAGUAUUCUCGAGCACUUGACAAGCUAGUCCGAGCCGCGCAUCAGAAACAUAAGGAGCAGAAACACAAACGCGAGCAAUGGUCGCUAACGGGCGCCUACGCGUGUUGGCAGGCUGCGCUGGAUAGCACGCGCUCGCUGUCCAAAGACCAUGCGGCGUUGGCCGCGUUAUACGGAGGGCAACUAGCGUCAAGAUUGCAAAGGGCGGCUGACGACGCGUUGAGGUUACAUAGGAAAUGCCGGGACAUAGUACUGGAACGCCAUGAAGAAGUAGGCGCAGCCUUAGCCGACGCGGCAGCCGCGGGGAAGGCGCAAGCUGCAGCGGCCGCAGAAUGGCGCGCCGCAGCAGCCAAGCUGAGACACGCCCAUGAUCAGAAGACUCGGCUGGCUGCCGCCGACCCUCCUAGGGUUAAGAAGCUGAAGGCUUUGGAUAAAGAGCUAGAGAAGCGACGCGGCCGGCACAGCGAGGCUCGCGCUAAGGCCCUGCGCGCACGCGCGGACUACGUAUUGAGUCUGGAAGCUGCGAACGCGACUCUGCAGCGGUACUACCUUGACGACAUCCCCGAUAUCAUGCUUUGCAUGGAGGUGGGUUUCGAGGCCGUAGUGGGGCGCUGCGUGCGCACCGCCGCCGAGGCCGAGGCCGCGCGCGCGGCGGCCCUGUGCGCGGCCGCCGGCGCGCUGCGGGGCGCGGCCUCGGCUCUGGACUCUUUGAAGGACCGACAAACGACGCUGGACGCUCACGCGCCGACUUUCGCGUUGCCACGGCCACUGCCUUAUCAAGGGACACCUCCUGAAGAACAAGACCAAGAAAUGCGUGAGCUAGUAAACGGGGCAGCAGAAGAACAGGACGCAGCGGCGGCAGCGGUGGCAGCAGAGCUCGCGCAAAGAUUGCAGCAACUUGAGAACGGUGCGAGGGCGCUUAGAGCUGAAUGUAGAGAGAGUGCUAAAACUCUUGAUGCGGCUGAAGCUGAACUUGUUAAACAGAUGGAAGGCGGCGGGGCGCAGUGGGAGACGGCGCGGCUGUUCGGGCCGGACGCGCCCGCGCCGCCGCCGCCCGACGAGCAGGAGGGGCCGAGGAAGGAGCAGGAGGACUACUAUCUCGCGAAGUUCCGGUCGUACGUGUGUAGCGCGGGGCGGCUGGCGCGGCUGGAGAGCAAGGCGGCCUGCAUGCGCGCGCGCCUCGUGCGCCUGGCCGCGCUCCCCGCCGCGCCCGCCCCCGCGCCCGCCUCCCCGCCCUCCCCGCCGCGCCGCGCCGCCGCCCGGCUGCGCCGCGGACAGUUCGCCGCGCCGCUCGACGACCAUCUCGCGGCCGCCAGGGCCGACCUGCCGAGGGUGCUGACCUCGUGUGUGCGCGUCAUAUCCAGCUACGGUCUGCGACACCAAGGCAUCUUCCGCGUGUCAGGGUCUCAAGUGGAAAUGCAAGCAUUACGCGCGGCCUUCGAGAGGGGGGAUGACCCGCUGGCACAUGUGAGGGACGCCUCCGAUAUCAACUCUGUGUGUGGCCUCCUAAAGCUAUACCUCCGUGAGCUCCGUCCACCGCUUCUACCGCCACAACUACAAGAACGCCUACUACGUUUAGCCGCUUUACCGAGCGACGCGGACUUUGUACGGCGCAUGCGUGAACUGUUAGCGACGUUGCCGGCUUCGUCUGUGCUGGUGUUGCGGUAUCUGCUGGCGUUCUUGGCACAUUUAACAGAGUACAGCGAAUACAACAUGAUGGACGCGUGGAACCUGGCCAUCUGCGUGGGGCCCACGCUGCUCGCGGCGUGGGGCGAGGGCGGCGCGCAGCUCGCGGCGCAGAACCUCGUCAACGAGCUAGUCAAGAGGACUAUCAUACACCAUGCCGCCAUCUUCCCUCAGGACCUCGCGCCGCAUGCGCUCUAUAAGCGACCAAGUGAAGAGAACGAGACCGUCACAGAGGAAGGCGAGAGCGCGGCCGGCUCGGACGACGUCGACGCGGCCGAGGAGCCCGACGUCAACGACGACCUGUCCUUGUACGACGACGACGAUGAAAACGAUGACGGAACUCCAGCAGAUAUACAAACAGAUUACCUUCAAUGUCUACUAUAUAUUGACAAUGAAAUAAGCGAAGACGGUGAGAACGGAGAAUGGAGAGAACGGGACAGGGACUCAAUAGAAAGGAGAUCGGAGAGUCUGCCGCGGCGACAGUCCGUGCCCGCUCCUCAGGUCCGCGAGCCGUCCCCCGCCGCUCCCGCCCCUUCCACCUCUGCACAAUGCCGGAGGCUAGCGGAGGCCACGCCGGACCUAGUGCUGGACUUACCAGCACGGGCGCCGAUUGAGGCCACCGUACCGCCCGCCGACGCCGCCGAAACGUUCGCUAGCAACCGCGACACGCUGAAGAAGCGGCCCUCGCACAAACCAUCAUCAUCAGACAGCACAAUCGCCCCCGACGACCCUCCCGACCCCACAGACAAGCCUGACGAGGCCGAAACCUCAGCAUCGGCCUCGGCGGCCCCUGAAAGCCCAGUACCCGCACGCAACACCGCCCGCGUCGCCGCCAAAUUCGCCGACUUGACGCUUACCGGCGGCUCGCUCAAACCGGCUUUAGCCGCUAAACCGGCCUUGCUGAGGAGGCCUACGCCACAUCCGCAACAUGCGAGGCCGCAGCCGCCGCCUGACGAAACCACUUAGGGUACAAAUAGACGCCUAGGGCACGAAACGCACAAUCGGCGCUGACGUCGACCGCUAUAUUGGCUAAAAACAAUGCCGUUGGCGUAACAUCUUGGCCACGACAUUGCGCGACUGGCUUCGGCUAAGGCGAUAACCAGAGGUUGGAGCGAGACACAGCGAUCGGACCUUUCGUUCCCACUUAUGGUUUUCGCCUUAGCCGAAGCCGGUCGCUCACCAAUAUCGUGGCCAGGACGUAAAGCGGGAUUUACAUUACGAAAUUAGUGGCGUGAAAUUAAUGUCGUGAUAGUAGUUUUACCAACAGUUUUACGCGUAAUUUAUAACAUGCAUUACGAAAGUAUUAAAUUACACGUGAAACUGUUGGUAAAACUACUGUCACGACAUUAAUUUCACGCCACUAAUUUCGUAAUGUAAAUCCCGCUUAAGAGUCGAACGUGCACUCUCGUAGCGUGCGUUCCGUGGUCCUCGGCUGAGACGCCCAAGCCGGCUUUGGCGAAACUGGCGUUGCUGAAGCCGUAUCAUUGGCCGCCUGAUGAAGUCAUUUAAAGCUUGACAGUUAUAGGUCUCCAGGACUCGAUUGUAGUUCGAAAUUUCUGAAUGCGAACCUGUUUUAAGGAAAUUGGUAGUAUUGGUAUUCAAUGCUGAAGUCGAAGAUCAAUUUGUGUUGUAGUAGUUAUGUCUGGUUUCAAUCUGAUACGUACCUACCGAUUGACUGCUACAUAAUUUGUAACGUAAUAUUUGCAUAAGCACACACAUCGCAAACUAUUCAGAACUAUAACUGGGUCUUGUUGGACCAUAAUUGUUUGGUUAAAAUGGCGCUUAGAGACGAUUGCAUCUAUCGAUAUUAUCAGCUCUUUUAUCGUCUACACCCUUGAAUGUACUUACAAUGUUAAUCUUUAUAAUACUGAUUUAAACUUUCACGAUUUACGAACUUAUUUUACGCGAUUAAGUCUCGUCGUUGUGAAUAAUAAUCUUUAUAAUAUACCUAUAUAUAACUCAUGGUUGCGUGAAUGAGGAUUCAUAUUUUAGAAAUAAUUUUAUAUAUACGUCCAGUUUGCCCUAAAAUAAACCUUAUUGAUGCGACUAUGACCGUCACGUAUUUACACCAACAUCACAAUUGUCACUUGACACUGGCAAUUUGUCAAAAUGACAAGUAACAACCGUACGUAGUGUACGUAGCAGUGUAUUGUCAGUGUCAAUCGUCAAGUUACUAAAAAAGCUCAGUUACAUAUCAAGCAAAGUGCUCAAACAAACCUAAUUGCUCAUUGAAAUGUUUUUGAGUAUUUUUUUUAAAGAUGCAAUCGUCGAAAAUGAAUAAGAGGCUUAAAAUCAUCGACCUUUUGGUCACAAUGUCGUCCGACAAACGUUCUUAUGUUGCGAUGUCUUAUCGCUGAGGUUUUGCUGGAUCGACAAGUCUGAAAAACGUUUGAGCUUGUGUGAGAGGGUGCUUUUUAGACAUUUACGCCACUAAAAAUGCCGGCUAAUCCGAGAAAGAAGAGGAUAAACGCGCACAGAUAGCACUGCAAUCGAUUACCUAACUUAAGCGUAACCAAAUAAUAAAAUACAGUUGGAACCUUUUUAAUCUGUAGGGUUUUAAUCUUGACGCGUUACGGUGACAAAUUUUGAAUUUCACUGCGUUUUUAGAGAUCGAUAUGUUCAACCAGACUGCAGACUAGAGAAAUGUUCGUUCUAAAAGAAUGUUUUAAUUAAUCUGACAUGUCACAAGUUAACAAACUUAUGGCAAAACUGGUUACAUUACACUUGUAAGAUCUUUCUUACCUUCCUUAAAAGACGUUUUUACAUUUUUGUUGAUCCAGUAUAAAACAGCGUUUUAAUCAUAAUUAUUUUUCUAGAACAUAUUGACAUAAUAAUUCGACUUAUACGAGUUCAGAAUGUAGUUAUAAAUGUAUUGCUAUUUUAAUAAUUAUUGUAUUGUAUUGACAACGUUAUUAUCAAUAGUUGUCAAAUUUGUAUGGAUGGAUGUAUUUUUGUGUGCUCAUCUCAUGUACUCAAUUUCUACUAGGGUAAGUUUUAUUCGUACUAGCGGUCCCUGUCUGUAAGCUUGUGGUGCUUAAAAUGGUCAAACAUAAUUAUACGUAUUGUAAGAAAGAAAUGGGUUUAACAUCCCACAGGUUAGAACGAGAUUGAAAUUCUAUACCUAGUCUUGUAUAUGUAUAAACUGCCUGUUUUACAAAAUGGAGGUCUCUUCCUUCAGAAAUGGCAGCAAAUAUCAGUUUGGGAAAAAUAAUACUUUUAACACCAAAAAGAAAUUGCAGAGUCGUCUCGUAAAAAACUUCAAAAAACUGGUCUUCUCUCAAAAGAUUUGACCAUUUUAACCCCCCUGAAAUCGUGACCUGAGAAAUGAAACUUUUAAACUACUCGGUUAAGUGCGCAUGGCAUUAUUUGUCAUUCAACUAGGCUCUUUUAUAAACUUGACAAUUGUCAUUUGACAUUAAUACUUUGUCGUACAUACGGCUUUAUAAAAAUAAAGUUCUAAAGUACAUAGCGAUUAGCGAUUGUCUUUACUUGUUAACACAUUCUCUGCCAACGUUUUUUUAAGCGCUACGCUUGUGGCCGAUCCCGGUUUUCCGGCUUUGUACCUAUAGGAAAGCGACUACGAACACCGAGAAACCGCCGAGCGGGUUUCCGGCACUCAACGUGUUAAUUCAGAAAUAUGCGGUGAAUUUUUAGUGUCAUAUCACAAUUGUCAAGUUUGUUUUUUUUCUCAGAUCGCGAAUUAGUUAUUUCUCUUUCUUAUAUCCAGCCCUCGGGCUAGCCGGCCGCUGCUCGUGUAUGGGACAUUAAAUCGUAUUUAUAUGGACACAAGAUCUAUUUUAUAUAUCAUUAUUUUUAUACGCUUCUCGAAUGCGGCAGUCGAUCUAAAGAUUAGGUAAAUUCUAUUUAAAUUAAGCGUUUUAUGGUGUCUAGUAUAUUAGGAAGCUGUAGAAUGAAAGCAGGAAAAAUAAUAUGCUAAUACGAUACAUAAGUAAUAUUGGGUAGCUCCUUUAAAACUGCAUACGGUAUAGCGUUUUUUUUUACUUUUGUGUUUUAUUUUUAAGAGGCGCAAAAGUAACCAGUGAUUAAACAAAUAAAUAUUUAAAAUCAAUUUAAGUUAACUGCAUCGACAUUAGUUAAAGUGAGGAAGUAGUACGAACGUCAUAUUUUAAAAGUAUUUUGAUAUAUGGUGAGUGGUGACAUUUUGAUAUUCUGUCGCUUCAAAGUCUAUGCAGAGUUGACAUGGUCCGAUUCUACUUAAUUUGUUAGUCCACCAAAAAUGUGCUCAAUUAGAAUUGAUCAUACAAUGUUGAAUUAAUCAUUUUGCGACCACUGUCUAAAUACUUACCUAUGUGACAAGGCGCACAAUUUAAAUGUAAAGAUUGAGCGUCAAAACUAUUAAGUUAUUAAGCAACGGUCAUAUUCUAAAUUAGGCCUAUAACUAACAAUAACGGUCGGCUGCCUCAUUUGAGGGUAUGGUAUACACGUGAGAUGGAAGUGAGGUAAUGAGGUAGUGAGUUAAGGUUGAGAGCGGCGGCCGUCGUCUGUGAUAUAUUGUAUCGAAUCUGUACCUCUGUAACCUUUUCACAAUAAACCAGUAUUACCCGCGUA